This is a messenger RNA of Brenthis ino (lesser marbled fritillary), 2883 nucleotides long. Lineage: Eukaryota; Metazoa; Arthropoda; Insecta; Lepidoptera; Nymphalidae. The record is from the annotation of a GenBank genome assembly.
AUGUCAACAAAAUCCCAAAUUUCCAAUGAAUUAAGCGAGAGCAUCGGCAAUGUUUUAGGGAAAAAUGUUAAAAUUCUUUAUAAAUCGCUUAUUCGUAUGGAAUCUAGAGGUGAUAAAGUGGAUAAUCGUGUAUUGGUUGUCACCCCAUUUAGGAUUUUCAUUACAACAACAAAAGUACCAACAAGGAUCGACAAUGGAUUUCACUUGAUGGAGAUAGAAGCGCUAGAGAGCAAGAAGGCGAAUCAUUUGUCGAUAACGCUAAUCCAUGAGCACAAGCCGGUUUCAAUUCUUAUAGGUGAAGAAGGCUCUUCGGAAGGCGUUAUAAAUGCCAUUCACGCGUUGAUAGCCGCGUUUGAUGACUUAUUUCCUAAUGUACCUAUGGAGGACAUCGUAUCAAAGGUAAAUUUACCAUUUCCACUGCAGCCUGUUAGUGGUACGAGAAAACAUUCGACAUGUGGAGAUUUUUCCAAUCAAUAUGCCGCUAUGUGCGAUCUCUGUCAAACUCCAUUUAGAGCGGAGGUAGCGUGGGAUAUAGACACAAUAUAUUUGGCGCAUGACAUCAGAAUGCUCCAUUUGAAAGACUUUGACCACUUGGAUCAGAGGGACCUGAUCCCGCUAGUGAUGGCGCUGCAGCACAACACGUGGUUCGAGGGCGUGUGCGGCGACGGCGUGCGCGUGGGCGGCGAGGCGUGGGAGGCGGUGGUGCGCGCCGUGCGCCAGGCCGCGCCGCCGCCGCGCCGCCUGGCCUGGCGCGCCGCCGCUCUGCGCCAGGACCACGCCGCGCGCCUGGGCCACGCGCUCGCGCGCGCCAGGCACACGCCCGCCAUGCACACGCUGGACCUCUCGCAGAACCAUAUCGAGGAUAAAGGCGCGAUCAGCGUGCUGACGGGGCUGAGCGCCAACCCGGCGGGGCUGCGGCACCUGGCGCUGGCGCAGUGCGGCCUCACCGGCAAGGCCGUGGCGCACCUCGCCGCCGUGCUCGGCGACAGCCCCGCGCACCUCUCCACGCUCACGCAUCUGGACCUGUCGCACAACAAUCUGAAGGAUGAUGUUCAUAAUCUAUAUAAUUUUCUCGCUCAACCUAACGUGUUAACACAUCUCAAUUUGGUUAACACUGAAACUACUUUAGAAAAUAUGUGGGGCGCGCUGCUGCGCGGGUGCGCGGCGCGGCUGUCCGCGCUGCUGGCGGGCCGCAACCCGUGGUCGGCGGCGCGGCGCGCGCGCGACCCGCCGCCCUCCUUCCGCCAGUUCUUUACCGCCGCGCUCGCGCUCGCAGACCUAGACUUCUCCUAUUGCAAAAUGCCGCCCGAUGCUCUCAAGAGCCUCCUCCUGGGGCUGGCGUGCAACGAGAGCGCGGCGGGCGUGAAGCUGAACCUGGCGGGCGCGCUGGCCUCGGCGCAGGCGGCGCACGUGCUCGAGUCCUGCGUGCACGGCGUGCGCUGUCUGCAGGCGCUCGACCUGUCCGAUAACAGUAUGGAAUUUGAGUUGUCCGGUAUAGUGAGAGCAAUAGGAAAAAAUCAUUCAAUAACCCAGCUAUCAUUGAGUAAACUCACAGGCAAAAGAUCUUACGCUCCACCGUUAAUACAGGCUUUAGUACAUGUGCUCCAGGAACCCGACACAGCUUUGACUUCUUUAGAUCUCAGUGAUUGUAAACUUAAGAGCGACCUGUACGGGCUGCUGAACGCGCUGGGCGGCGCGCGGCGCCUGCGCGUGCUGGACGUGGGCGGCAACCUGGCGGGCGACGCGGGCGCGCGCCUGCUGGCCAAGGCGCUGCAGUGCAACUGCACGCUGCACACGCUAUAUAUAGACCGGAAUGCCUUCAGUUUGCAGGGUCUGACGGACAUCGCCACGGCGCUGCGGCGCUCGGUGAGCGUGCGGCGCGUGGAGUUCCCCGGCUGCGACGCGGCGGCGGGCGGGCGCGGCGCCUCCGAGCGGGUCGCUGCACUGUGGCGCGAUCUGCACGAACGACUCGGGCGCAACUCGAGCGCGGGGCAGUGCGGGCGCGUACGCGCGCUGGCGCUGGAGCGCGCGUGGGCGGGCGGCGAGGCGGCGGCGGCGCUGGCGGCGCAGGCGGCCGCCGCGCUGCCGCCGCCGCCGCUGCCCGCCGCCACCGAGCGCGCGGCCGCCGCGGCGCACCACCUGCUGCACCAGUACCUGCAGAGAUGCAGCGAGGUGUUCGCGGCGAUGGGCGGCAGCGGCGGCGGCGAGCUCGUCACGCUGCAGGCCGUGCGCGACGCCAUGGCGCCUUGCAACGCUACAUUGCAGGAAUUGCUCAACGAGGCCGUGGAGCGGCUGGCGCUGGCGGCGUGCGCGGGCGUGGAGGGCGCGGACGGCGAGCGCGCGCCCGCCGCCGACGCCGACGUGCCGGACCUGCUCUCGCCCAUAUCGCACUCGGGGGCGACGCCGCUGGGGUGCCGGCGGCGCGAGCGCGGGCGGCGCGUGCGGCCCAAGUCCGUGGCGGAGCAGCAGCAGUGCAGCAGCAACGAGAUGCUGUCGCUGCCGCCGCUGCACGCUGAGGCGGCCGACGCACUCGCCGACCUGCCCGCGCACACGCUGCGCCAUCUCGUCAAAGGUCGGCCCAGAAGGGUGAAAACCAGAGCGCCAUCGCGUCCUGUCACCGACCAAUCGCAAGAUAUAGACGAAGGUCUGGACGAGUUCUGGCGCACGUGCCGCACGCCGCCGGGCAGCGAGGAGGCGUCGCGCUCGCUGCACUCGCUGUCGUCGCUGGCGUCGGCGUCGCCCGCGUCGCCCGCCUCGCCCUCGCCGCUGCACCGCGAGCCCACGCUGUGCCGCGACGACACCAUGUAUAGUGUUACAUCAGGGGAGAGCACACCGGUUCUUUUAGAGUGUGGUGAGUUAAAAUUGUUUCUUAAUUCAAAUAAU